This is a messenger RNA of Zingiber officinale, 2871 nucleotides long. RefSeq names its product cation/H(+) antiporter 19-like. The transcript has 2 exons. Gene Ontology annotation, biological process: proton transmembrane transport; regulation of pH. Gene Ontology annotation, molecular function: antiporter activity. The coding region runs from base 197 to 2674 and encodes 825 amino acids. Gene Ontology annotation, cellular component: membrane; endomembrane system. NCBI's taxonomy places the organism in Eukaryota, Viridiplantae, Streptophyta, Magnoliopsida, Zingiberales, Zingiberaceae. The record is from RefSeq and is a predicted model, not a curated record.
GGCCUCUCUCGAGGAGCCGUGGUCAGUUGUACACGUGUCGUGGAAGCACGAUCGAAGAAUGCAGUACCGUAUAAACGAAGGUUUCCCCCAAGUAAAAUAAACCAAGCGGCUCCAAUCCGCGCCGCCGACGAUUGCCCAGCGCCGAUUAUUGUUUUCCGGUCAACGGAAGCAGAAGAGAAAGCAGCAACUCCGGCCAAUGGCGGCGGCGAGCGCUUGCCCUGCACCGAUGUCGGCGACGUCGAACGGAGCAUGGAACGGUGACGACCCGCUGCACCACUCGCUUCCGCUCAUCAUCCUCCAGAUCUGCCUCGUCCUCGUCGUCUCCCGCUCCAUCGCCUUCCUCCUCCGCCCUCUCCGCCAGCCCCGCGUCAUCGCUGAGAUCAUCGUAAGCCCUAGUUUUCCCUGUCUCCCCGCUCCUCUUCUCGCGACAGAGAGUCGAGUUGCAGUGAUUGCUGCAUCUUUGUGUUUGCAGGGCGGUAUUCUUCUCGGGCCGUCGGCACUGGGCCGCAGCAAGCGGUUUAUGGACAACGUGUUCCCGAAGCAGAGCAUGACGGUGCUCGACACCCUGGCCAACAUCGGCCUGCUCUUCUUCCUCUUCCUCGUCGGCCUGGAGCUGGACCUUCGCUCCAUCCGCCGCACCGGAAAGGGGGCCCUUGCCAUCGCUCUUGUCGGCAUCUCCUUCCCUUUCGUCAUCGGCAUCGGCACUUCCUUCGUCCUCCGCGCAACCAUCGUCGAUGGCGCCCGCCGUGCCCCCUUCAUUGUCUUCAUGGGCGUCGCCCUCUCGAUCACCGCCUUCCCCGUCCUCGCCCGCAUCCUGGCAGAGCUCAAGCUCCUCACCACCGACCUCGGCCGCAUGGCCAUGUCCGCGGCCGCCGUCAACGAUGUGGCCGCGUGGAUUCUCCUCGCCCUCGCUAUAUCCCUCUCCGGCUCCGGUUCUGCGCUCGUCUCCCUCUGGGUCCUCCUCACCGGCAUCGUCUUUGUCACUGGCGUCGCCAUCUUCCUCCGACCCGUCCUCGCCUGGAUAGCACGCCGCUCCCUCGAGGGAGACUCUGUGAAGGAGUCCUACGUCUGCGCCACCCUCGCCAUCGUCCUCGCAGCCGGCUUCGCCACCGACGCAAUCGGCAUCCACGCCCUCUUCGGUGCUUUUCUGGUCGGCAUCUUCGUACCUAAGGACGGCCCAUUCGCCGGAGUCCUCAUCGAGAAGAUUGAGGAUCUCGUCUCCGGCCUCCUCCUCCCACUCUACUUCGUCUCCAGCGGACUCAAGACCAACAUCGCUACCAUCCAUGGCGCCCAAUCUUGGGGCCUUCUCGUACUAGUCAUCACCAACGCCUGCAUCGGCAAAAUCGCCGGCACCAUCGUGGCUUCCGUCGCCGUCAAGAUCCCUCUACGAGAGGCCGUCACACUCGGCUUCCUUAUGAACACCAAGGGACUCGUAGAGCUCAUCGUCCUCAACAUCGGAAGAGAUCGCAAGGUGCUGAACGAUGAGACCUUCGCGAUCAUGGUGUUGAUGGCUCUGUUCACCACCUUCAUCACCACUCCGAUUGUCAUGAGCAUCUACAAGCCGGCGCGGAGAGCCGCAUCUUACAGUUGCAGGAAUGUCGAGAGGAAGGACAUGAACAGCGAGUUCCGCAUCAUGGCAUGCUUCCAUGGCAGCCGCAAUAUCCCCACCUUGAUCAACGUGGUCGAGACAUCCCGCGGCACCAGCUGCCGGAGACUCAUCCUGUACGCUAUGCACCUCAUGGAGUUCUCGGAGCGCCCGUCGGCCAUCUACAUGGUCAAUAAGGUCCGGCGCAACGGCCUUCCCUUCUGGAACAAGCGCGACAACGCCGACCGAAUGGUGGUUGCCUUCGAAGCCUACCGCCGGCUCAGCUCCGUCAGCGUCCGCCCCAUGACGGCCAUCUCGGACCUCGACACCAUCCACGAGGACAUCGUGGCCAGCGCCGAGCAGAAGCGUGUGGCUCUCCUCCUCCUUCCGUUUCACAAGAUGCAGCGUCUCGACGGCGCCCUCGAGUCCAUCGGCCACGCCUACCGCCUCAUCAACCAGCGCGUCCUACGCCAUGCGCCCUGCUCCGUGGCCAUCCUCAUCGACCGAGGCCUCGGCGGCACCACCCAGGUUGCCCCAAACGAGGUCUCCUACCAUGUCGCAGUUCUUUUCUUCGGCGGCCCCGACGACCGCGAGGCCCUCUGCUACGGCGCGGUCAUGGCAGAGCACCCGGGCAUCGUUCUCACGGUUCUCCGCUUCCUCCCGCCGCCGACGGCGAACCUAGAGAACUACAAUGAGGACGAGAUGCUAAUCUCAAACUUCAGGGCCAAUUUGUCCACCGCCGCGAAGGGGUCGCUCAAUUACGAGGAAACUCCUGCCUCCGACAGGGAUGGGAUCGCAGCUGCAAUUAAGAAUUUGGGCGCGCGAACCACUCUGUACCUCGUGGGCCGGUCACCCCCGGCAGUGUCACUUGUUGAAACGAGUGACUGCCAGGAGCUAGGCCCGGUGGGGAGCUAUCUCGCCUCGUCGGAAUUCUCGUGCACGCCGUCGGUGCUAGUGAUACAGCGCUACAAUUCCAGCGGCAACGCGCCUGAUCCGGCAGACCAAGUGUCGGAGGUUUCCGACGUAACCGGCACGCCGCCGGCGCAAGUGACGCCCGAGCCUUUCCAGCAUGAGAAAGGAGGCACGUAGAAGCUGCCGGUGAAGAUGUGAAAAGAAAAGAAAUACGAGGAAAAAAGAACCAUAAAUUAGACAUAAAUUUGAGAAAAAUUCUCAAUCACAAUGCAAUCUCCAUGUCUUAAAAAAAAAAAAAAAUCCCAGAGAAUUACGACAUUGCUGUAGUCACAUCUUCGUAUUCUUCAUCAUUAGAUUCUCUCAUGAACUUUUCA